This is a messenger RNA of Helicoverpa armigera (cotton bollworm), 3450 nucleotides long. RefSeq lists its product as uncharacterized. The record is from RefSeq and is a predicted model, not a curated record. NCBI's taxonomy places the organism in Eukaryota, Metazoa, Arthropoda, Insecta, Lepidoptera, Noctuidae. The coding region runs from base 352 to 1524 and encodes 390 amino acids. Gene Ontology annotation, molecular function: transmembrane signaling receptor activity. The transcript has 7 exons. Gene Ontology annotation, cellular component: plasma membrane; external side of plasma membrane.
CGUGCAAGCAAUCAGUCGCCGGCAAACGUCCGCGGCGAACACACGUAUUUACACGGUCCGUGUUACAAACGCUAUCGUACAAAUUCGCGAACGAUUUCCCGACACAGUUCCUUGGUUUUCCAACUGAUUGUGCUACUUUUAGUGUUGCUUUUUUGUGCUGGCUGAUCAACUUUGCUAAGGUGACAUUUUCCAAGUUCGAAACGAAAAACGAAAUCUCGAGUGAUCUAUCGGAAUGACAUAAUUUGAAUAGUUUUUCUUUAUUCAUGUUUGAAUAUGGAUUCGUGUAGAACAUUAUAGUGAAAAGUGUUGGUUUCUGUGUGUUUGUGUUGAACUGAAGUGAGGUUAAAUAAAAUGGAAGCCAAAGAACGGAGAGGGAAGGUCGCGGCCAUCGCUGCUGUCAUGUUCAUCGUAUUUUGGUCGCAAUGUAAAGGCGUAGAGGGGCAGAGGAACAAUACGAAGAUGUCAUACGUAUGUCCACCGAAGUUCAUCCGACUGGGCCACAGCUGCUACUUCUUCAGUGAGGAAAAGGCUACGUGGCAGAAUGCGCUCUUCGCUUGCACGGAUAAAGACAGCAAUCUGACCGUACCAGCAAGAUGGGAGGACAGGAAUCUUCGCAAAUACCUCAAUCAACCCGACGUCGUGAAGGCGUCUCGAUGGAUCGGUGGUAUCUAUGACUACGGCGUCAAGUCAUGGCGCUGGGGCGGCGAUCUCCGCAAGAUGCAUUACCAAUCAUUCUCUAAGAUGAAGAAGAUGAGCCCUGAGGAACUGAAGUGGCAUUGCAUCGCUAUGAUGCCGGAAUUGCUGUAUAGGUGGUCUCCUCGCAACUGCAUCGAAGCCCGUCACUACAUCUGCCAGCGAAAACUCGAGAAACUGCCAAAGGCCAAAGUGAAGGACUUGCGCCGACGCUGGCAACGAAUGGGCAAGAUCAACGAAAUCACUGCCCCAAGCAUUAGUCGAGAGGUCAACGACCCCAUGAUGGUUAAUGACGUCACUGUCAACCCUGUGAGGAACCCCAAGCCUUUCGAUCUGAGACCAAACGUACAUCAUCCGAGAUUGGGACAGAAGAGGCACGGACCGAGGUCGAAUGCGAUUCCAAAUUCGAAGUACGAUUUGAGACCGAAUGAGUUGAAGAAAAGAUCGAGGCCUAUCGUUCAUAGGCGGCUCAAGAGACCGUUCCCAGGUUACACAUGGAAUCGCCGUGACCCUGAAGGCUCAUACCUCCGCAACGCCGAACUCCUGCGCUCAGGACGCACCGGCCUCACUCCUCAGCAGAUCAACGCCCACCUCGCCCGCCUGCGACAUCUCCGCGACAAACAAAUCGCGCGCCGCAAGAAGAUGCGCGACGACGACUGGCUCGUCAACGAACCGCGGCAAGCGCUCGCACAGACACACGCAAGGACGUACACCGUCGAUAACAACAUCAGCGCUCUCCAUCCCAAGACCAUCAUCGAAGAGUUCAACAUGGACAUCCCUCACCACCCCGCCGCUCGACCCAACGUCCUCACGAACCGCAACGCCGGCUGAUCGAUCCGAUUCUAAUGGUCUAACCAACGAUCGUUUUAGAAUCGAUUAUUCCUCGACGUUAAUAAAGUUUUAAGUUCCUCGAGAUUUUUUCUUUUGCUUUUAUUGCUGAUACAUUGCGAUUAGUUGGCCGAUUCCUGUUGUUAGGUGGUUCUCAUUUGCUAAUUGACUAUUAAUAUCAACUGAGUGAGGAUUUGCUACCUAAUGAUGAAGGAAUCGGUAUUUAUACGGAUUACGGACGAAGAUGGAUCUUACCACAUAUCAGCCAUAUUAUUUCGAAACCCGAAUAGAUUAGUGGUCAUUGAUUGGUUGUAUGUACGAAGGUUACCUUUCCUAAGCUUUAUCGAUCGCAAUGUAUCAAACUUGUGUUCUUCUUCUCUUCCUUAUAGAGUAGCUAGAACAUACGAACUUCGUCUACUCGAUCUUUUCUCAAGCUAUUUCAUUCAUACUUUACAUAACUGCAAUCCAGUGUGCAUCUCGUCAAUGUAGCUGUAGUUACCACUUUAUCGCAUCUGUUUACUUUUGUAGUCAUUAUUAAAUACUUCAUUUUCCAUAUUUGUAAUAUAAAAUUACUUUUACGAUUAGUCGUGAACGCGUCAACCUCUUUAAUCUAGAGCAGAGACUAACGUUGUAUCAAAGUAUUAAGACCUCAACACACGAAACUACAUAGAACAUGUUACUACGAUCAUAUAGGACUAGAUGUUGAUAGAUCUAACGUAAGAAUAAUUUUAAUGUAAAGAUGACAGUCGCAUCUAUUUUAAUUUUAUGUCGUUUGUUUAUUCCACACGUUUUUAAUAUUAUAAUUUCUAAUGCUGUGCUUAUAAAUUAAGUGCGUCGUGGUAAUUUGUUUUAUUUUUUGUAUUUAUAAUGUACUAGUCAGUAAGAUUUAUGGGAAAAUAUAAUUCUAGAAUACUAAAAAUGUUUAAUCUUAUCCAUAGUUUCGAAAAUGUUGAUAAUGUUAAUCUAAAUAAAAUAAAACUUUCGAUGUAGGCACUACCAACUUUAAUGUGGGAAUCUUGCUAUAAUUUCAAAUUACUAUUAACACUUUCUCACUGAUUUAAAGUAUAUUUAUUAAAAAUAUUAAGAAAUUAACAAAUAAAGUGUCGUACAUCAUAAUUGGCAUUUCGUGUUUAAUUAGCCAUGUAAGUUUACGUUCCACGUUUGUUAUUUUAGUUAAAACCUAAUAAAUUAAUAUUUUUUGUACUAAACUGCCAGUUAAUUUAGUCCUCGCAUUUAUGAAGUAAAAUCACAUUUCGUGUAAGUUCUUGUAAAAUAUUUUGCAUUUUAAGCAGUUGUAAUAAAACUUUUAGUAAAUUGUAUCCAAAAACUAUUGUUAUUGUGAAGCCAUAUCGUCGAUUAAGAUAACUCAUCAUUAGAAGAACAAUCUAUACCUAUCAUAAUUUAGAAUCACUCUCCAAUUAAGGAUCGAUUCAACUGAAUUGAAAUAUAGAAUUUAGUUUUCAUAUUUAAUAGGAUCCGACGAUAGGCUCUCGAUUUGGACAAAUCUGGUUUAUAUUAGUUACAUUUUAGAUCCACCAACACAUCCAUCGAAAUAUAGCAUCCAACAUCCAACAGUGUUGGUCCAUGCAUAGCUGUAGUAACUUAUGUUGUUAGUUUUCGAAAAAACUAGUCUACUAGUAACUAGUGACGUGCUUAUUAGUAUUACAAUCAUACCUCAAACUUGUUUUCUUCAAAUAAGUAAAAAAACCUUUACAAUCUCUCGUAAUUUCUAGUAAGUACUAAAAAUAUCAAAAAUAUUUUGAUCUGUAAAUACUACUUAAUUGUAAAUUUAGUAGUAGCAACGCCGAGGUACUGUGAAUUCUUUUUAAGCAAGUGGAGAACUUAUUUAUAGGAACAAAAAUAACUUCUUAUUGUAUCUUAGGGAUUAAUAUUUACUUAUAACUGUAAGGAAAUAAAGAAUCAUCAGAA